UCACUGAAUAGCAGUGAAACGUCUUAGCAUUUCUGCUAGCUGGUGUAGCGUAACACUGCAUGCAUUAUAUAACACAAAAAAAAAAAAAGAAAAAAAAUCUUUCGGUGCUAUGUAAUGUUUAAUAUGGAAAGCCUAAAGCAUUUAUUUGCGAGUUAGCCAGCUAGCUUGUAGGACAUUGGUAAAUUUCCACCAGGUAUGCUAGCAUUAGUCAGUAAAUUAGCUCGUAGCUAAUUACUUGUAGUUAGUGUAAACGCUAAUAUCGAGUCGUGACAGUUUUGAGUUGUUGUUAUUUAUCUAAUUUUGUAAAAUGUUCACGGAUGAAUCUCUCGAUAUUGUCGGUUUUGAGUCAUCGUGGAAAAAGUCGCACCGACAGACUCAGGACUCGAAAGCAUGUCAGACCAUCCCAGUUCACACAGCCGAGUCUGAGACACAGGUCAGAAGUGUUUUAAGCAACAGCACACAGACCGAUCCUCCAGAAAGCCUCACUGAUCAGCUCACACUCCACUCAGAUCUCUCAGCAGAGCUGCCCGGGCUGAGGGAUUUCCUGCACCGUGUGGAGGACCUGGUCAUCCAGGAGCUGGUGAAGAACUCAAAGAGCCACGCUUUUGAUGGCUAUGAAGUGAACUGGACUGAUCAGCACGAGACAGUGUCCUGUUUAUUCAAUCUUGGGUACUGUGAGGCUCAGGACAAGGGGCUGCAGGUGACCAGUGUGUCCUGGAACUGCACCGGUUCUGUUAUAGCGUGUGCUUUUGGACGUGUCAGUGAUGGUGACUGGAGCACUGAGAGGUCAUACGUGUGCACGUGGAAUCUGGACCGGAGAAGAGUGAACCCAAAACAGCCCGACAUGGUCAUCGAGACGGCAGCACCCAUCAUGUGUGUGUCCUUCCAUCCACUGCGGCCAUCUCUGAUUGCAGGAGGGUUGUACAGUGGAGAAGUGAUGGUGUGGGAUACGAGUCGCACCCAGGAUCCUGUUUUGGCCCAGACAGGGUUGUGUUCAGAUACACACAAAGAGCCGGUAUAUGAGGUGAAGUGGGUCCCAGGGCCUCGUCGAGGAGAGAUGGCGGUCAUAAGUGCGUGUUCAGGAGGUCGAAUCCUGCGCUGGAGUGUAGAUGGAGCAGAAGGUAAACUGACCCUCACUGCUGGAUUUGCUCUCGUCAUGCAGCAGCUCCCUCUGAGCCAAUCAGCUAGCAGGGUGAGAGGUGAUACAGCUGUAGGUGUGACCUCUCUCGCGCUCUCGCCCUGGGACACGGAUAUGUUCCUGGUGGGCACUGAAGGGGGUUUGGUGCUCAAGUGUUCCUUCAGCAGUCAGACAGUGGCAGCAGUGCCCCCUGAUGGUGAGAAUGUGACACUACACGCUCCUGCACAGUUCUCCUUCUCGCCACGAGCCGGUCCUGUCCUGUCACUUCACUUCUCCCCCUUCCACAGGAACCUGUUCGUGAGUGUGGGGACAGACGGCUUGGCGCAUGUCCACAGUGUCCUGCAGCCUGGUCCCCUGCUGUCCCUACGCGUUUCUGACUCGUAUGUGUUUGGAGUACGGUGGUCACCCGUUCGGCCGCUAGUGUUCGUCGCAGUCACAGGGCAAGGUGUGUUGCAGGUGUUUGAUUUGGGUCAAAAGUGUCUCAGACCAGUGGCCACCAUUGAGCAGGACACUGGGGGUCAGUGUGCUCUGUGUGUGGAGUUUAACCAGCAGCAGCUCCUGGCGGUGGGGAAUGCAGACGGUACGGUGAACAUCUGGCAGCUGAGCGCCGAGUUCACAGAGCAGCGGCCCAGAGAGAGUGCCAUCCUGCAACAGCUCGCAGAUGAUGUACCUGAGUGAUGCAUGAGGCUGCAAGGUGGAGUUCAGAACUCAUCUCACUCAGUGACCGAUGACUGAUCACGUGGGAGAAUUCAGAAUGGGAAACCCUCCCAUUAUUCAGACAUGAAUGCAUUUACGCAUCAUCACACUGUUUUCGAGAUAAAAAUGUAGUCUAACAUUAGCACAUUUACUGUUCUAUCAGGUGGUGUGAUUUUAUUUAUAAAGAUGGCUACUAAGGUAGAAUUGGGUAACUGAAAGUCAGAGUUAUCUAGCAAGCAUUGUGCCACACAUUAUACUGCAUCAUUAAAGCUUGUAUUCUCUCAGGUCGCCGACCCCCCCACAGGGGACUUUUAGUAAACACGCAUCUAAAGCUCCGCGAGUUUUUGUGCAAGAAACAUUCAAGUAACACCACUAGAAACCUUGAAUCUUCUAGUUUUCAAAUAUACACUAUAUUGCCAAAAGUAUUCGCUCACCUGGCUUGACUCACAUAUGAGCUUAGUGACAUCCCAUUCCUAAUCCAUAGGGUUCAAUAUGACGUCGGUCCACCCUUUGCAGCUAGAACAGCUUCAACUCUUCUGGGAAGGCUGUCCACAAGGUUUAGGAGUGUGUUUAUGGGAAUUUUUGACCAUUCUUCCAGAAGUGCAUUUGUGGGGUCACACACUGAUGUUGGACGAGAAGGCCUGGCUCUCAGUCUCCGCUCUAAUUCAUCCCAAAGAUGUUCUAUCGGGUUGAGGUCAGGACUCUGUGCAGGCCAGUCAAGUUCAUCCACACCAGACUCUGUCAUCCAUGUCUUUAUGGACCUUGUUUUGUGCACUGGUGCACAGUCAUGUUGGAAGAGGAAGGGGCCAGCUCCAAACUGUAAAAACAGCCUGCAUGCCUAGGUGCUCGAUUGAUUUUAUACACCUGCGGCCAUGGAAGUGAUUGCAACACCUGAUCCAUGGAAGUGAUUGGAACACCUGAUUCCGAUAAUUUGGAUGGGUGAGCAAAUACUUUUGGCAAUAUAGUGUAUAUAUAUCUUUAAAACAAACUUUAUCUUUAGCACUUUGUAAAGAGAAUAAAAACAAAUCUUAUGAAUUUCAGUACUUCAGCCAGCAGCAGCCUCUUAAUGACACAGCCAUCAGCUAUUCACGUGUUAAGCGCAUGGAGCAUCAGUGUCAUCAUUCGCUCAUUGUGUAGCAAGGGGAGGUGAGAACACGCCGCAUUUCACCGGUAUAAACAAGUGCACAUGUUCACUUGUUUCUAUACCAACUGAGAAACUUUGAAUGCAAGGAAAAUGUCACCUGCUGAAGCGUCACUGCUGAUCCAGGAUCAACUUGCUCUGGAGAGCGAGUCAGAUGAUGUGUCGUCAGAUGUAUCCAGCGAUGAUGAACGAAUGCAUUUUGAACUUAGUCUUGAUCCCAUCGAGGAUAUUUUUGAUGAGCAAGUAGGCGAAUAUCUGUCUCACUAGCGGUUGUUGUCAUGCUUUUUCGGUUAGCCUUCAUCCUCCACAAAGAACUCAAGCAAAACAUGCAGAAGAAACGCCUGAGCCACAGGGAUUUCAUGGAGGAGCUCACUGUACAGCUGUGUGGUGUGCCGCUGCGUUUUGAGGCCCCAAAGGCUCCUCUGAAGAAAGUUGGCAAGGCUCACAAGCCAGUUUGUGGGAUUGAGCUGAACACAAAUGGGAAUAGGGCCGCUGAUGGUCGCAGAGCCUGUGUGUACUGCAGGUUGCAGGGAAAGAAAACAAAAACCCUGUGGAAGUGCAAAACGUGUGAGGUUUUCCUUUGCCUUCAACCUGACAGGAACUGUUAUGAUGCUUGGCAUCCAGAUGAGGACUGACAGCAGAGAGCCACAAUCCAGGGAUGAUCAUUAGCUACUGAACAUUUUAUUGAGUAUCUUACAGUUGAAGAGGGCAUAUUUAUUAUAAGACUUAGAAGAAGCCAGAAUAUUUAAUCUGUGACAGCUUUGGCUUUUAGGGCUUCUUUUCUUUGCAGUAGCUUUCCAAGCAGAGGGG
Neoarius graeffei (lesser salmon catfish) is the source of this 3785-nucleotide messenger RNA. It is a transcript of the gene dync2i2, whose product is annotated as dynein 2 intermediate chain 2. Gene Ontology annotation, biological process: intraciliary transport. The coding region runs from base 308 to 1816 and encodes 502 amino acids. Gene Ontology annotation, cellular component: cytoplasmic dynein complex; ciliary plasm. The transcript has 9 exons. Lineage: Eukaryota; Metazoa; Chordata; Actinopteri; Siluriformes; Ariidae. The record is from RefSeq and is a predicted model, not a curated record. Gene Ontology annotation, molecular function: dynein heavy chain binding; dynein light chain binding.